UGCAUUUCUGCAUUUCCAGCAUGCAGAGAUGUCCAGCAUGCAGAACAGCAAGAGCAACUUGAGGUAUUCUCAAGAAACUGGCAGAGAAGAGAGAGAACCUAGCUGUAGAAAGGGAAAGAAGGAAUGGAGGGCUUCCUGGAGGAGGUGGCAUUUGAGCCAGGACUGACAUCAGGAUGGAAAUGUCAGGCAGGGAGUUGGGUAAGGGGAGCAGCUCUGCCCUCCAGGUCCCCAACUCCUCCCAUCCCUACUGUUUCUCUGCCUGAGGGACCCUCCCCCUGAUGAGAUUCUGCUCCUCCCUGAGACUCCACGUGAAAUGUCUCCCCCUCCUCCUCCAGCCGCCAGCAGAAGGGGCUGCUUUCCCUUCAGCGUGCGCCCCUCCCUAAUGAUCACUCAGCCAUCCUGAGCAGUGAGUCUCAUUCUUUUCAGUAAAUCCUCUCGCUGCGUGGUGAGAAAACUGAUGCCUGGAGUCUGUGACCUGCCUAGGACCACAGAACUCGAGAAUUCCGUCUACCAGGAAUGGCAGGAAUGCUAUGCGUUCAAUGGGACUCAGCGCGUUGUGGACGGGCUCAUCUACAACCGGGAGGAAUACGUGCAUUUUGACAGCGCAGUGGGGGAGUUCCUAGCAGUGAUGGAGCUGGGGCGGCCCAUAGGCGAGUACUUCAAUAGCCAGAAGGACUUUAUGGAACGGAAGCGAGCCGAGGUGGACAAGGUGUGCAGACACAAGUACGAGCUGAUGGAGCCACUCAUCCGGCAGCGCCGAGGCACUAAGGAUGUAACUCAGAAGACCUGGGCCUUGUCCUCAAGCUGCUUGAAAUCCAAAAUCCAAAGAGACAAAGAAAAGAAGAUUGCUACAUGUGUAUUUUAUUUUGUGUUUUUUAAUUUUUUAUUUCCAUAGGUUAUUUUGAUCACCACUGAGUGCCAUAAGAUAUACACUGGAGCCACUCAGGAGCAUAAAGAGGGCAUUUUUGAAAAAUGAGAUUUAGGAAAGUUUCCUAGGGAUAGUGUUUACCUGAGGUUAGCAAAACAGAGAAAGGGGAAAUGACAUGUCCAGCAGGAGAAGCAGGCUCAGGAGGAGAGAGGCAUGAAGUUGCAAGGAGAACUGCAGUUCUUCAGUGUGACUGAAGCCAGGGGAGAUGUGGGCCGGGCGGCACUGUAACCUGCCUUGUGUGCUGAUGGCAGGUGUUUGCAUUUUAUCCCACAGGACAUAGGAAGUUGUGAAGCACCUUAAGCAGGACAGUAACAUGAUGAGAUUUGUGUUUGGAGGGGGCAGCAGUAGGGAGGAUGGGUUGGAGGAGGCUGGUUUGAAAGCAAGACCAAUAGGACUCUUCAGCCAUCAGAUGGGAAGUCAUGAGGGUGUAGGCAGGGGCAGGAACAAGGGGUGAGGCGGACAGCGGAUGGGUUUGAAUGGCAAUAAUGAAACGAAAAGCCACAGGAAUCACUAAAUCAUGUGCCGGAAGUAGGGAUAUGAAGGAGUCCAGAAUACCCAACGUGGAGAACUGGGGCAUCAGUGACUGCAAAGGUGAUGAAAAAUGAAAUAAUCGGGAGAAGGUAAGAUGUUCUGUUUGGAACAUGCUUAGUUUGAAUUUCUGUGGGAACAAAUGGAGUUAAUCCGAGGAUAGUGAGCUAAAUGGAUGGGUCCCAGGCUACGCUAGGUUAGUGACACAGACUGGAAGGGAGUUCAUUAUAAGUGAAGUUCUAAAUUUGGAUCGGGUCACUCAAGAAAAGUACAUAAAGUCAGAAUAGCAAGGGUCUGAGUGUGUGCUCCUGCAUCCAGACAAACACAGACACGAAAAAAGAGGCUGAAAAGGAGAAGACUAGAAAGUAGGAGGAAAACAAAGAGGAAGUGGGUUCAUAAAAGACAACAGACAGGAGAAAAAAUCCAGGAAAGAGGAGCGGACGUAUCACAAACACACUCAUGACACACAAGAGAUAGAGACAGAGAAGUGAUCACUGGUUUGGGUUGUAUAAAGGUCACCCUGACAGCAGCAUCAGAGACGUGGGGAAGAAAAAGGGAGAAUGCAGUGGGUUGAGGACUGAAUGAAAUGAGAGAGAGUCACUAACGGGCUGGGUGUGGUGCCCCACACCUGUAAUCUUAGUGCUGUGAGAGGCUGAACAGGAGGAUCACUUGAGGCCAGGAGUUUGAGACCAGCCUAGGAAAUACAGUGAGACUCCAUCUCUGAGGGGAAAAAAAAUAUAUAUAUAUAUCUAUAUAUAUAAUUAUCCAGGUGUAGUGACAGACACCUGUAGUCCCAGUUACCCAGGAGGCUGAGGUGUGAGGAUCCUUUGAGCCUGGGAGUUCAAGGUUGCAGUGAACUGUGAUCACGUGAUUGCACUCCAGCCUGGGCAACAGAGCAGGACCCUGUCGAGAGAGAGAGAGAGGAGAGAGAGAGAGAAAAGAAGAAGAAGAAAAAGAAGAAGAAGAGGAGGAGGAGGAGGGAGAAAAGGAAGGAAGGAAGGAAGGAAAAAACCCACACUGCAGACUCCUAUUUGAGGAAGCUGACCUCUACAAUCUACGAGAGAAACUCCAGAGGAGGUUGCCAAGCCCUGGCUCUUCUCUCUUCAGCGAGAGGACGUGGGGGAAAGGAGACAUUUAUGAAUCUCUUUGAGUCUCAGUCUUUUCAUUUCUAAAAUUGUGUUAAUAAAAGCCUUUCUGAAAAUGGUGUUGUGAGGAAGGACAUGAGGUUUGGCACUUAGGAGGUGUUCAGUAAAUGGUGGUUAUUAUUGUUAGAAUGAGAGAAAGCAAAAGAGAGCCUCAGGCAAAACAGUAAAGAACAGAGAAAACAGAACAGGAAAGGAAACAGCAUCUGUGGGCUCCAGAAGCGCCCAGAGCUCCCACCCUCCCUCGCCCACCUGCGCACUCACCCCUGAUGGCCCAGGU
Molecule: messenger RNA, 2878 nt
Organism: Pan troglodytes (chimpanzee)
Lineage: Eukaryota; Metazoa; Chordata; Mammalia; Primates; Hominidae
Product: HLA class II histocompatibility antigen, DP beta 1 chain-like
Exons: 3
Coding region: 458-895 (145 amino acids)
Biological process (GO): immune response; antigen processing and presentation
Cellular component (GO): membrane; MHC class II protein complex
Source: RefSeq, a predicted model, not a curated record